Molecule: messenger RNA, 3676 nt
Organism: Dipodomys spectabilis (banner-tailed kangaroo rat)
Lineage: Eukaryota; Metazoa; Chordata; Mammalia; Rodentia; Heteromyidae
Product: integrin alpha-7
Exons: 21
Coding region: 30-2822 (930 amino acids)
Biological process (GO): cell-matrix adhesion; cell adhesion mediated by integrin; leukocyte migration
Cellular component (GO): external side of plasma membrane; integrin complex
Molecular function (GO): integrin binding
Source: RefSeq, a predicted model, not a curated record
UAUCUCCCACUCUGUCAUCUUUUCUCUGGAUGUCCCUUUCCUGGUGUCUCCCCCACUCCCUACCCCCACCCCCCACAGGGUUGCUUUUUGUGACCAGCAUUGAUAGUUCAAACCAUGACCAGAUCGUGUAUAAAACUUUGGAUCCCGUUGACCGGCUCUCAAGACCAGCCGGAGACUUGGCCCUGAAUAGCUACUUAGGUUUCUCCAUUGACUCUGCGAAGGGUCUGGUGCGUGCAGAGGAGCUGAGCUUUGUUGCAGGGGCCCCCCGUGCCAACCACAAGGGUGCUGUGGUCAUUCUGAGCAAGAACAGUGCCAGCCGCCUGGUGCCCGAGGUUGUGCUGUAUGGGGAGCGUCUGACCUCUGGGUUUGGGUACUCAUUGGCGGUGGCUGAUCUCAACAAUGAUGGCUGGCAAGACCUGAUCGUGGGUGCCCCCUAUUUCUUUGAGCGCCAAGAAGAGCUGGGAGGUGCCGUGUAUGUGUACAUGAACCAAGGAGGUCACUGGUCAGGGGUUUCCCCACUCCGGCUCUGUGGCUCCCCCGACUCCAUGUUCGGGAUCAGCUUGACUGUCCUGGGGGAUCUCAACCAAGAUGGCUUCCCAGAUAUCGCGGUGGGAGCUCCCUUUGAUGGGGAUGGGAAAGUCUUUAUCUACCAUGGGAGCAGCCUGGGGGUUGUCACCAAACCUUCACAGGUGCUGGAGGGAGAGUCCGUGGGCAUCAAGACUUUAGGCUACUCCCUGUCGGGCGGCCUGGAUGUGGAUGGGAACCACUACCCGGACCUGCUGGUGGGCUCACUGGCAGACACUGCCAUACUAUUCAGGGCCAGACCUGUCCUCCAUGUUUCCCAUGAAAUCUUCGUGGCUCCACCGGCCAUCGACCUAGAACAGCCCAACUGUGCUGGUGACCGCUUAGUCUGUGUAGACUUGAGGAUCUGUUUUAGCUACAUUGCAAUGCCCAGCAGUUACAGCCCUAUUGUGGCCCUGGAUUAUAUGCUAGAUGGGGACACAGACCGGAGGCUCCGGGGUCAGGUUCCUCGUGUGAUCUUCCUGAGCCGUAGCCCUGAUGACCCCAAGCACCAGGCCUCAGGCACUGUGUGGCUGAAGCACCAGCAUGACCGAGUCUGCGGAGAUGCCAUGUUCCAGCUACAGGAGAAUGUCAAAGACAAACUUCGAGCCAUUGUGGUGACCUUGUCCUACAGUCUCCAGACCCCUCGGCUCCGUCAACAGACUCCUGGCCAAGAGUUGUUCCCAGUGGCACCUAUCCUCAAUGCCUACCAGCCUAGCACCCAGCGAGUGGAGAUCCACUUUCUGAAACAAGGCUGUGGUGAAGACAAGAUCUGUCAGAGCAACCUGCAGCUGGUUCAGGCUCGCUUCUGUACCCGGGUCAGCGACACAGAGUUCCAGCCCCUGCCCAUGGAUGUAGAUGGGACAACAGCCCUGUUUGCAUUGAGUGGACAGCCCGUUAUCGGCAUGGAGCUGAUGGUCACCAACCUGCCCUCGAACCCAGCCCAGCCCCAGGCUGAUGGGGAUGAUGCUCAUGAAGCCCAACUCCUGAUCACCCUCCCUUCCUCACUGCACUACUCAGGAGUCCGAGCCCUGAACUCCGCGGAGAAGCCACUCUGCCUGUCCAAUGAGAAUGCCUCCCAAGUCGAGUGUGAGCUGGGGAACCCAAUGAAGAGAGGCGCCCAGGUCACCUUCUACCUCAUCCUCGGCACCUCUGGGAUCACCAUUGAGACCUCAGAGCUGGAGGUGGAGCUGCAGUUGGCCACGAUCAGCGAGCAGGAGCUGCAUCCGGUCUUCGCUCGAGCCCACGUCUUCAUUGAGCUGCCGCUGUCCAUUGCAGGGGUGGUCACACCCCAGCAACUCUUCUUCUCUGGUGUGGUGAAGGGUGAGAGUGCCAUGCGGUCUGAGCGGGAUGUGGGCAGCAAGGUCAAAUAUGAGGUUACGGUCUCCAACCAAGGCCAAUCCCUCAACACGCUGGGUGCUGCCUUCCUCAACAUCAUGUGGCCUCACGAGAUUGCCAACGGGAAGUGGCUGCUGUAUCCCAUGCGGGUGGAGCUGGAGGGAGGGCAGAGGCUGGGGCAGAAAGCGCUCUGCUCCCCCAGGCCCAACAUCCUUCACCUGGAUGUGGAUAGCAGGGAGAGGAGGCGGCGGGAGUUAGAGCCGCCAGGGCAGCAGGAGCCUCAGGAGCAGCUAGAGCCUAGCACAUCCUGGUGGCCAGUGUCCUCUGCUGGGAAGAAGAAAAACAUCACCCUGGACUGUACCCGGGGCACGGCCAACUGUGUGGUGUUCAGCUGCCCACUCUAUAGCUUCGACCGAGCGGCAGUGCUGCAUGUGUGGGGCCGCCUGUGGAACAGUACCUUUCUGGAGGAAUACUCAACUGUGAAGUCCCUUGAAGUGAUUGUUCGAGCCAACAUCACCGUGAAAUCCUCCAUCAAGAACUUGGUGCUCAGAGAUGCUUCUACAGUGAUCCCAGUGAUGGUGUACUUGGACCCCAUGGCUGUGGUAGCAGAAGGAGUCCCCUGGUGGAUCAUCCUCCUGGCCGUGCUGGCUGGGCUGCUGGUACUGGCACUGUUGGUGCUGCUGCUGUGGAAGAUGGGAUUCUUCAAGCGGGCGAAGCACCCCGAGGCUACCGUGCCCCAGUACCACGCAGUGAAGAUCCCUCGGGAAGAUCGACAGCAGUUCAAGGAGGAGAAGACGGGCACCAUCCUGAGAAGCAGCUGGGGCAGUCCCCGCAGGGAGGGUCCUGACACACACCCCAUCUUGCCUACCGAUGGACAGUCUGAACUGGGCCCUAAUGGACAUCCCGUGCCAGCCACCGCCUAGCUUCCUUUGACCCAUGCUGGCCAGAGGUUUCCUUUACCCCUUCUCAAGUGGCUCCCCAGAAUGAAGAAGGUGGAGGGGAUUGCUGGGGUGGUAACAGGACUCGGCAGGGCCUGCUUCCUCAAGGGGUGCAGACCUCUCCCACCCAGGAGAACCAUCCCUCCCCUUUAGAAUGCUAUGGAACAAGAGGGGGGUCAGUCAGGGGAGGACCGUGGACAGGGCAGGAAGGGGAAGGAGGCCCUGAUAGAAGGUGGGAAGAGGGGAUCCCAGUCUUCCCUCUUCCAUUCACCCCGACCUCUCUCUCUUCCCAUUACCCUAGUAACCUGUCUCCCCCAAAGUGCCUUAGCCAGAGGGUCAGGGAGGAGAUUGUGUUGUGGACUCAGGGGCUCCUUCCUUCCAAUUUCCCCUCUCCUCUCACCUUAGUUUGCCGCAUUAGUCUAGUUGGUUUUGUUUAUUUAUUAAAAAAAAUUGGAAGAAAAAAAAUAGCCCUCUGGCUUCUUUAUUGUGUAAUAGUCCUUCACCCUCUGGUACCCUGGCAUCUUAGGACAAAGGUGGUGGGGGGUGAGGUAGGCUCAUGUGGCCUAGGAUCCAUGUAUCAUGACUUUUGGGACCAGUUCCCUGGGGCAAUGACUUCGGGGGCCAGUUCCAAGGGGUAUGUGGGUAUAACUUCAGGAGGUGGGCAGGAGAAACUGUUCUGUGGGGUGUGGAAAAGGGAUGGGGAAGUGGGUGGGCAAAAUUCAAGAAUUUGCAAUUGAGAGUUUGGCCAGGUGAGGCUGGGUUUUAGAGGCUUCCACCUGUAAUCCUAGAUGUGUAGGGUGCUGAGAUCGGAGGAUCAUGGUUCAAAGCCUGUCCAGGCA